Molecule: messenger RNA, 1668 nt
Organism: Geodia barretti
Lineage: Eukaryota; Metazoa; Porifera; Demospongiae; Tetractinellida; Geodiidae
Source: the annotation of a GenBank genome assembly
CCCACCACCCACCCGGUUUGCGGUUGAAAGGUCUUCCUAGAGCGAGAACUCAGUUCUCGUUGUUCGCUACACACAUGAUGGCUGGGCUCUUGCCUCAGCACGUGCAGGACGUGUCCUCACAGAACUAUUCAGAGCCCAAACCGUCUCUUAGACUCAGUGUCAAAGUAACCAAAUGGAUGAAGACUAUUUUUUCAGAGAAGGCAACUCGCAACCUUUUCCUCUUCCUCAUCCUGAACCUCUCCUUUGCCUUUGUGGAGCUGCUGUGGGGGAUGUGGACCAACAGCCUCGGGCUCAUAUCUGACUCCUUCCACAUGUUCUUUGACUGUACCGCUCUCCUGGCUGGUCUCAUUGCUACCGUCGUGGCGAGAUGGGCCGCCAACGAGAAGUUCUCCUACGGGUACGUCCGUGCUGAGGUGGUGGCUGGAUUUGUAAACACUCUAUUUCUCCUGUUUGUGGCCUUUUUCAUCUUCGCUGAAGCUAUCGAGCGUUCCUUUGAGCCCCCGACUGUCAAUCACGAUCGGCUGAUGCUCAUCUCCGUCGCUGGAUUUGUGGUAAAUCUCAUCGGUCUCUUUGCCUUCCAGCACGGCGGAGCAGGUCAUGGGCAUUCUCACGGAGGAGGAGGAGGCCACGCCCACUCCAACGACCUUCACAACUCUCACUCCCAUUCCCAUUCUCACUCUCACUCCCAUCCUCAUUCUGCAGGGGAAGGUGGCUCCAAAAUCAUGCAAGGUAUAUUCCUGCACAUUCUGGCAGACACACUGGGCAGUGUUGGAGUCAUCAUUUCCUCUGCCCUCAUUGAUCAGUUCGGCUGGAUGAUUGCUGACCCAAUUUGCUCCAUGUUCAUUGCAGUUCUGAUCAUUGUGAGGUACAUACAUACAUACUACCCCUGCGGCGUAACAGUGUUAAGAAAACCUCAAAUAGUUUCACACUUUUUGGUGUCCAUCAGUAAUGUUAACGUCUUCUGUACAGAGCUCACUAGAGUAAUGGUUGUCCUCUUUCACGUGGUUUCUCCAUCCUUCAACCACUUAGUACACUUGUUCCAGCAUCACAGGUUUUGGCAGUGGACAAAAAACCAUCAUUACAACAGCAUAAUACAGACGCUGAGCACUGGAAUGCACAAGCACAUGUGCUACUGCACGUGAACAGUUUAUAUAUUUAAUGUUCCAACGAUUUCUUUUCCUACCUUGGUUUACACUAUUGUAUUAUGUUGUCUUGCAGUAUAAUUCCCCUGAUGAAAGACUCACUGGGUGUUCUGAUGCAGAGAAGUCCAUCCUCAUUGGACUACACUCUUCCCACCAGCCUACAGAGGGUGUACGAGCUGGAAGGUGUAGUUCAAAUGCACGACGCUCAUUUCUGGACCCUGUGUACCGGGACCUACUAUGGGACUCUGACUCUGGAUGUGAUGGCUGGGACAGACACUCGGAGAACACUGGCUGCUGCCAGGAACAUUCUUAUACAGGCCGGACUGACACAUGUGACCAUAGAACUCAACCAAAUGGACUGAUUAAUUAUCAUCACUCAUUCAUAAUUUAUGAUUUCUUAGUUGAUUAGUGGUAACCUCGCAGUAAUGGGGGCUGGGUUUACACUACAGUCAAAUGUUCAAUCUCAGUUGGCAGCUAUAUUAUAGUCAUGUUGCUGCAGUGGCAGAGGAAAUGGCCAGGUCCUGUC